CGAACAAUAAUGCAACAGGAACUAGCCAAUCUAUUUAAAAAUAAUAUAAAAGACUUAAUAUGCGCAGAAUUAAAAAUAAUAAAUGAUAAAAUAGAUAGUUUUCAAGAGGCAAUAAGUUUCAUUAACACUCAGUACGAAGAGAUCAAAAACAUUCUUCAAGAAAAAUCAACAAUGAUAUCAACUCUUAGGACGGAGAACGACAAACUAAAAAAGGAUGUUAAAGACCUUGGUAAUCGGCUCAAUAUAAUGGAAUUGCACAUGAGAGACAGCAAUAUCGAGAUUAAUGGCAUACCGGAAAACAGAUCAGAGAACCUGGCAAAUACACUUAACCAACUGGCAAAGAUUGUGAAUUACCCGUUAGCCACCGAGGACAUUCAACUUAUUACCAGGGUUGCUAAAAUCUCUCGGGAUAACAACAGACCUCGAGCUGUAAUAGCCAAAUUACGUAAUCCCCGACAACGAGACGCUUUCUUAGCCGCUGUAAUGAAAUACAAUAAAGCCAAUGCGGAUAAAAAAUUAGGAACUCAGCAUCUAGGAAUAGGUGGCGCCCAUUCUCCCGUUUAUGUCACCGAACAUCUUACUCCUGAAAAUAAAUCUCUUCAUGCAGCGACUAGAAAAAAGGCAAAAGAACUAUCUUACAAAUUCGUAUGGGUUAGAAAUGGACGCAUCUAUGUUCGCAAAGAUGAAAACUGCCAGCAGCUUUUUAUAAAGAGUAUUGACACCCUAAGCCUCCUAAAUUAAGUUUAAAUCCUAUCGAAUG
Molecule: messenger RNA, 760 nt
Organism: Papilio xuthus (Asian swallowtail)
Lineage: Eukaryota; Metazoa; Arthropoda; Insecta; Lepidoptera; Papilionidae
Exons: 1
Coding region: 10-741 (243 amino acids)
Source: RefSeq, a predicted model, not a curated record